Molecule: messenger RNA, 2050 nt
Organism: Polypterus senegalus (gray bichir)
Lineage: Eukaryota; Metazoa; Chordata; Cladistia; Polypteriformes; Polypteridae
Gene: fezf2
Product: FEZ family zinc finger 2
Exons: 5
Coding region: 365-1675 (436 amino acids)
Cellular component (GO): nucleus
Source: RefSeq, a predicted model, not a curated record
ACUUUUAUGCAUUACUUUAAAAAAAAUGGAGAGAGGGCUCUUUUCAUUGCUUGGUUUACCUCUGGUCAGGCUAAGUCUUUUCUUUUUCUUUUUAAUCCGUCCUUUUAUUUUAGAAAAACACAAAACCAGGUUCCACGCAGUGCUUUAGUAGCUAAAAGUGAAAGAGCUGCUUUUUUCAGAGCUCAGCUUCUAUGAAUCGCUCUGGAAAAUUGGUUCUUCUGAAUAGGUGAAGGGGGAAAACGUUUAAUAGGAUCCGAGGGAGGCUCUGCUCUCGCAAUCUGCUCCUUAAACAGGUGGAAAUAGGACCUCCUCAAUUAUACAAAUAGAGGCUGCUCGGCUGCUGCUCACACCAAGUUGUGCGAGGAUGGCGAGCUCCGCGCCUUUGGAGACCGUGACGCCCUGUCCGAGACACGAGUCCAGGCUGGGAAGCGGCGGCACCCCGAAGAGCCUGGCCUUCUCCAUCGAGCGAAUCAUGUCCAAAACGUGCGAGCCGAAAACUUCUGCGGAGGACAAGCCCCGGGCAGGGGACGCUGCGGAAGGAAAAAAGAUCAUCAGCCUUUGUUCACCGAUCCCUUGUAUGAUUCCUCUACAACCGUUUGGCUACGACCUGCAGAGCAAGGCGCUCAUCAACUACUCCGAGUUUUGGAAAGCUAAUUUCAGAGGCACGCUUUGUAACUCGGCCACCAUGUGCAAGUCAAACUGCGGCAUGUGCUGCAAGAGCGAGGCGAGUUUUGUGCAUUCGCUCUUACCAGCGAGUCGAGUCAUCAAACCUCAGGUCAUUCACCAGGCGGUGACAAUGCCAGCUAACGGAUCUCUAUACUAUUUGAAUUACUUGGACUCUUCGUAUCGCCCCUCUGACAUUUUAAGUGGACAUUUAUUUCCCUCCGGCAUUGUUACUCCUCAAUCACAGACUUCUCUGUCUGCACACCAAAAACUACUUUUGCUGGAAAAUGCCAAACUGGCUAAUCUAACGGCAGACAAAUUUCCGACACCCCAGUUUCCUCAUAAGGAGCAUCUGCCAGGACAGUUGGAUCAGAUCGUGAAGGAGAGCAGUAGUCUGACCACGGAGAAGAGCGGCGUGAAAACGCACAGCAAACUGACCAGCAGCCCGGCUGACGGCAAGCCCAAGCAUUUCACCUGUGACGUGUGCGGCAAGGUGUUCAAUGCGCAUUAUAAUUUAACCCGUCACAUGCCAGUGCACACGGGAGCCAGACCCUUUGUGUGUAAAGUGUGCGGUAAAGGGUUUCGCCAGGCUAGCACUUUGUGUAGGCACAAAAUCAUCCACACGCAGGAAAAACCUCACAAAUGCAAUCAGUGUGGCAAAGCGUUUAACAGAAGUUCAACACUAAACACUCAUAUUCGCAUUCACGCCGGAUACAAACCGUUCAUUUGCGAGUUUUGUGGAAAGGGCUUUCAUCAAAAGGGAAAUUACAAGAACCACAAAUUGACUCACAGUGGCGAGAAACAGUAUAAAUGCACCAUCUGCAACAAAGCUUUCCACCAGAUUUACAACCUGACCUUCCAUAUGCACACCCACAACGACAAGAAGCCGUUCACCUGCGGGACCUGCGGGAAGGGCUUUUGCAGGAACUUUGAUCUCAAAAAGCACAUCAGGAAACUUCACGACAGCAAUUUAACGACGACGAGCGAGCUGUCAAGGGCAAUGCAAGGCUGAAUGCCUCUCUCUCAAAAGACAAUCCAAUUAUGGGAUAUAUGAAUCCAUUUCUUUAAUAUGGAAGAGUAUACUUGAAUUGCUCUAGGUACCCCAUACUACUUACUUUUCAUUUUAUUACAUGACGUUUGACUGACAAUGUACAGAGUGUUAUUUAAGCGUUUAUCCUCUAUGUUCUGUAAUGUAGUACUUGUUUAUAACAAUGUAUCGAGUUAAGCGUUAAGUAUUUGUAGCUCUUGCUUUAUUUUAUAUAAAUUAAGAAAUGUAAACUUGUGUGAUGAAAGCGGUAUACAAUUAUACCGUUCAUUAAGAAGAAGCGAAAUAUUACAAUCCAUAAAAUAUCUUUCCCGUUAAUAAACCGAGUUACGUUUCUUCGGA